AUGGCUGACUUCUCUCCCGAGUCGCCGCUCGCCGCGCAGCUUCAGCAAGUCGUGCAGCCCAAGCUUGCAGAGAAUGGAUGGACAACAGGCGGCGACGACACAACGCUGUUCGAAUACAUCCUCCUCAUGCUGGCCAACGGCAAAGAUCAGUCACAAGUCGCGGCAGAGCUGUCAAACGACCUGCUUGACCUCGGGCCUGAAAACACAGAGACACAACUGUUUGCGCAGUGGUUAUUUGGUCAGAUCGACGCGUUGCAGCGGCAAGCUGCUGGGGGCGCCGCACAGAGCGCGCCUUCCGCAGACCAGCCCAUGGACGGCGGUGCUCCAGCAUUCGUACCCAGCGGGCAUGACACCGAUAUGGAGGGCGCUUCAGAAGCACAGGAGGGCAUCCCCACAGGGCCAAAAGCCAUGCGCAACGGCAGCGGGGCACCGUCAACACGUGGUGGACCCCGCGGAGGGCGCAACAUGCUCAACCAGAUGAACAGACAGAUGAAUCGAAACGACGACCCAUUACAUCGCGUUCGUGGGGGCGGAGGCGUUGGUAGAAAUAACCGUGAUCCGCCACGGGGCCCCCGUGGCCAGAACCUCGGUCGCGGAAUCGAAGCCAUGGCGAACGGAAGGGGCAUGAACCAAGUCGGUAACAUCAACGGCGCCCCAGGACCCAUGAACGGCAUGAACGGCAUGAACAUGGGCGGCAUGCCCGGGAUGCCGAUGCCACCUAUGGGAGGUCAGAACGGCGGCAUGAAUGGCGGAGUGGGCCUGAAUCAGCAGCAGCAGAUGGCUCUUAUGCAGAUGUACGAGCAACAGGCCCAGAUGAUGCAGCAGAUCUUCUCCGGCGCAACGCCCACACCCUACGUGAACCCCAACUUCAACAACAGCAGAGGAGGUCGCGGUGGGCGAGGCGGGCGCGGAGGACGUGGUGGCCAGCACCAGGGCAUGCAUCAGUCUACCAAGUUCACAAAGAAGGACGGCCAGGACGAUGCGAUGGCCGACGGCCCCGCAGGCGAGAACGGCGACGGCAUGGAAGUUGAGAACACAAGGCCCGAUGCCUCAGCAACUAUGUGCAAGUUCAACCUUCGAUGCACCAACCCAGACUGCCAUUUUGUCCACCAGUCACCGGCCGCUCCCCCUGGUACCACUGUGGAUAUGGAAAGCACCUGCGAGUUUGGUGCCGCGUGCAAGAACAAGAAGUGCGCAGGAAAGCACCCCUCGCCGGCACAACGACAGAAGUUCCAGUCCGAGCAGGAGUGUGCAUUCUGGCCGAACUGCCGUGAUCCGGCCAACUGCCCGUACAAGCACCCUUCAGCACCGCCGUGCCGCAACGGAGCUGAUUGCACAACACCUGACUGCACAUUUUCGCACAGCUCGGUGAUGUGCAAGUUCAACCCAUGCUUGAACCCGCGCUGCCAGUACAAGCACAACCCAGGCCAGAAGAAGAACAACACGAACGUGUGGGUCGCACCCAAGGAAGGCGAGCACGUCAGCGAGAGGAAAUUCAUCGAUGAGAACCGUGAAGAGGAGCUCAUCAUCCCUGGUCAGGAUAACCAGAAUGGUGUGGCGCAGGCAGCUGAGAGCAUGGACCAGGACGCAGCAUUAUAG
This is a messenger RNA of Macroventuria anomochaeta, 1599 nucleotides long. RefSeq lists its product as uncharacterized. Gene Ontology annotation, cellular component: cytoplasm; nucleus. Lineage: Eukaryota; Fungi; Ascomycota; Dothideomycetes; Pleosporales; Didymellaceae. The record is from RefSeq and is a predicted model, not a curated record. The transcript is spliced from 2 exons. Bases 1 to 1599 code for a protein of 532 amino acids. Gene Ontology annotation, biological process: regulation of mRNA stability. Gene Ontology annotation, molecular function: poly(A) binding.